This is a messenger RNA of Achroia grisella, 1441 nucleotides long. RefSeq names its product N-glycosylase/DNA lyase (gene Ogg1). The coding region runs from base 470 to 1441 and encodes 323 amino acids. The record is from RefSeq and is a predicted model, not a curated record. Gene Ontology annotation, molecular function: 8-oxo-7,8-dihydroguanine DNA N-glycosylase activity; damaged DNA binding. Gene Ontology annotation, cellular component: nucleus. Gene Ontology annotation, biological process: nucleotide-excision repair; base-excision repair; base-excision repair, AP site formation. The transcript is spliced from 6 exons. Lineage: Eukaryota; Metazoa; Arthropoda; Insecta; Lepidoptera; Pyralidae.
AUUAAGGGCUAUACUCGUUCCCAUUUUCAUCACAAAUUAUAUAGAAAUAUUAUGCGGAGUAUGGACCAUGGUAAUACUAUGGGUUAUCCUCUCUUAUAAGCAUAGAUAAUAAAAACAUGAGGGUAUUUAAUAAAAACAAAUGCACAGUACACUACUCUGUACUACAAAUCCGAAAGACAGCUGUGUCUUGGUGACACAUAAUUGGACAUAACAUGACAUAUUCUGUCAUUGUUGUAUACCUCUAAUAAUUUUAAAUUUGUUUCGAUUAACUUCUAUUGAAAUUGGUAUUUAACCAUAGAAUUGAAUUAAUAAUUAUAAUUAAAUAUUCACCUUCUCUAGGGAAAAAAACUCUUCAUUAACAAAUAAAAAAAACGAUGGUCACAAACAAAAAUCUUACAUGAGCACGAACUUAAGAUAUACAAUUUUAUUUACAAUUAUAAAAUUACAUAUAUUUCUUCAUUAUUAAGUCAUGUCAUUUAAGUGGUAUAAAUUAUCAUGCAAUUUUAAAGAGCUCCAAUUAAUCGGUACCUUAAAUGGUGGUCAAAGUUUCAGGUGGACACAUGAUGAAAAUAGUAAUGAAUGGACUGGUGUUUUUGCAAGAACAGUAUGGAAGUUAAAACAUGAAGACAAUUAUUUAAAUUAUCAAGUAAUUGGUACCUUACACAGGUCAGAUACUGGAAAUAAUUUUUUUGGGAUACUUCUGGAAAAAUAUCUUCGUCUUGAUUUAGACUUGAUUAAAUAUUAUGAAGAAUGGUCUUCUAAAGAUGAACUGUUCAAGUCAGCUUGUAAACAAUUCUUUGGAAUUAGAAUUUUGAAUCAAGAACCAGUGGAAAAUUUAUUUUCAUUUAUUUGUAGUCAAAACAAUCAUAUAUCAAGAAUUUCAUCAAUGGUUGAAAAGUUGUGUCUGCAUUAUGGUGAAGAAAUAUGUACACAUAAUGAAGUUAAAUAUUAUUCAUUCCCAUCUGUUGAAAAACUUGCACAGCCAGAGGUGGAGUCUAAAUUAAGGAAUCUGGGAUUUGGGUAUAGAGCUAAAUUUAUACAAACAGCUGCAACACAAAUUGUUGCAUGGGGUGGUGAAGAAUGGUUCAACAGUUUGAAGGAUAUGAAAUACAAAGAGUCCAGACAAGAACUGAUGAAAUUAUAUGGAAUAGGCCCAAAGGUUGCCGAUUGUAUAUGUCUAAUGUCACUCAGUCAUUUAGAGGCGGUACCAGUUGACACUCAUGUGUAUCAAAUAGCCGCACAGAAUUAUUUGCCACACCUUAGAGGCAAGAAGAGUGUAACAGAGAAGAUGUAUGUUGAGAUUGGAGAUCAUUUUCGGAAAUUGUAUGGAGAUAUGGCUGGAUGGGCUCACACUGUACUAUUCUGUGCUGAUUUGAAGAAAUUUCAGCAAAAUUGUAGUAAUGAAUCAUGUGAAGGAAAGGUGAAGAGGAGAAAGAAAUAA